CUCUUAUACUCCCUGUCCAUUCCCCACAUCCCACUCUACUCUGCGCCAACACCUUGCGCAAGCUAGGGUCAUCUUCCGCGCUCGCCUCGGCAUUUCAUCCCACUCUUCAUCCCUCCCGUCUUUCCCUCUCCUCAUUCGCGUACGAUAGGAAGAAUGGCGUCAGUCGAGAGCUAUGUUGACCACACUGUCCAAGUCAUCCUCCAAGAUGGCCGAAUCAUCGUUGGCAAGCUCAAAGGUUCCGAUGUCUAUACCAACUUGAUCCUCGCGGACAGCGUUGAGCGGGAGUACUCUGUCGACCAAGGCGUCGAGAUGGUUCCACUUGGGUUAUACGUGAUCAAGGGCGAUAAUGUGGCAUUGGUUGCUGAGGUUGACGAGGAAAAAGACAGCACAAUAAACUAUACCGAAAUCCGAGCUGAGCCUCUUGGUGAAAUACGGUAUUAGUUGCUGUCAGAGUGAAGAUGGGCGGCUACAGCGGACGCAUGAGCUAUGGAGUGACUGGGAUAAGAGUGACAUGGUGCUCGAUGAGGAGAAUGUUUGCUGUAGCGGAGUUGGGAGAAAAGGAUACUUGGCAAGACGAAGUGCUCAAUUGUCAAGUCGUAUAGGUGGAUCACGAGUCAUAACGCGUUAUGAGGCAAGUCAGGUGUAGAGAAGAGGCCAUGCAGAUCAUGGGGAACUGCUGAUUUGGGCUUGUCUUUGAUGUGACGAGUAUCCCUGCGUGCCAGUUUCGCGACAAGCAACGUUGCAAAAGACCAUUGUCAGACGGUCAUUAUCGGCAGCAUCUACCGCCUAUACCCCUUCUCUCCUCUCUUUCAGCGCUUGCCCAGCCUCAUCAACACAAAUAUCAUCAUUUUUUUACUCCUUCCCUCCCGAAUGAUCUGCGUACUUCAUGGAAGUCUGCUGUCCUUUUAUCACCAUGGCACCGUCGACCAUGUCUUCGGUUUCGCGUCUUUGCCAAGGUACUUUCUGGUCGUUACCGUUUGACUGUUGAACAAGUGCUGCAUCGUACACCGUUCAUAGACUCUACUACUUGCCCUGAUACCUGUCGUACCUCCAACCAAUCUCUGACACCGUUCAAAGAGGAGCCGGUCGGCAGCAGGUGGUGUGCAGUAUGCUUUUGACGGACUUGUUGUACGCCAACUUGGUGUGCACAGUCGUUGCUAGUCAAGACUCGAGCGCUCAACAGUACAUCUAUCGACUCGCCAUAUGAUGAUCCCUCAAGUACCGUGCGCGUUGUGGAUGGAUAGGGCAUACCGUCAUACGGUCAGACAGACUAUUGCCGUGUUCCUACAACAUACGCUCUUGGGAGGCAUAUUUUUGGAAGGCAUCUUGUCGUUGAAUGCCUUCCAUCUCAUGUGCAGAACAUCAAAGACCUCUCCUUGUAGGAUAUACUACUUCUACGUUAAUAAAUUCUUCUGUUGGGCUUGGUCAUGCAAUGUCGACAUGCAAGAUCAUCG
This is a messenger RNA of Cryptococcus amylolentus CBS 6039, 1454 nucleotides long. RefSeq lists its product as hypothetical. Gene Ontology annotation, cellular component: U4/U6 x U5 tri-snRNP complex; U6 snRNP; precatalytic spliceosome. The record is from RefSeq and is a predicted model, not a curated record. Lineage: Eukaryota; Fungi; Basidiomycota; Tremellomycetes; Tremellales; Cryptococcaceae. Bases 154 to 441 code for a protein of 95 amino acids. Gene Ontology annotation, biological process: mRNA splicing, via spliceosome. Gene Ontology annotation, molecular function: RNA binding. The transcript has 4 exons.